Molecule: messenger RNA, 852 nt
Organism: Chelmon rostratus (copperband butterflyfish)
Lineage: Eukaryota; Metazoa; Chordata; Actinopteri; Chaetodontiformes; Chaetodontidae
Product: gap junction beta-4 protein-like
Exons: 2
Coding region: 22-852 (276 amino acids)
Biological process (GO): cell communication
Cellular component (GO): connexin complex
Source: RefSeq, a predicted model, not a curated record
CUUAACAUCUGAAGCAACACCAUGAACUGGGCCUUCCUUGAGGGCCUCCUUAGCGGCGUGAACAAGUACUCCACGGCGUUCGGUCGCAUCUGGCUCGCCAUCGUUUUCAUCUUCAGACUCUUAGUCUUCCUGGUGGCCUGUGAGAAGGUCUGGGGUGACGAGCAAAAGGACUUUGACUGCAACACCCGGCAGCCCGGUUGUCACAAUGUCUGCUACGACCACUACUUCCCCAUCUCCUACACCCGCCUCUGGGCCCUCCAGUUGAUCUUCGUGACCUGCCCGUCCCUUCUUGUGACGCUCCAUGUGUCCUACAGAAAAGAACGUGAGCGCAAACAUCGACUGAAGCACGGGGAAGACUGCGUCCCUCUGUAUGAUAACACAGGGAAGAAGCGAGGGGGUCUUUGGUGGACCUACUUCUUUAGCCUGCUCUUUAAAAUAAUGGUGGAUGCUGUGUUUGUUUUCCUGCUCUUCUACAUCUACGAGGCCACGUUCUUCCCACCGCUGGUGAAAUGCAGGCAGGAGCCAUGUCCCAAUGUGGUGGACUGCUACAUUGCCAGGCCCACAGAGAAGAAAAUAUUCACCGUCUUCAUGGUGGUGACCAGCUUUGUGUGCAUCUUCCUCACUCUUUGCGAGAUCUUAUACUUGUGCGGGAAGAGGUUCUGGGAGUGUUGCAGAGAAGGACGCCACAAAGUGAGAGAAAACUCCUUCAUGAUGACCAGAACUCCUCUGGCUGGGAAGGAGAACUCGGCGUACAACGAGACUGUCCUGAAGAAGUCCAAGAUGGUCGACGAAGGCAACGGAGGAGCUUGCGUAGAGAGUUCAGCCCCAGCGUACAGCAUCGUAGUCUCCUGA